Molecule: messenger RNA, 3101 nt
Organism: Danio aesculapii
Lineage: Eukaryota; Metazoa; Chordata; Actinopteri; Cypriniformes; Danionidae
Gene: mta1
Product: metastasis associated 1
Exons: 18
Coding region: 291-2144 (617 amino acids)
Biological process (GO): negative regulation of transcription by RNA polymerase II; double-strand break repair; response to ionizing radiation
Cellular component (GO): NuRD complex; nucleoplasm
Molecular function (GO): chromatin binding; histone deacetylase binding; transcription corepressor activity
Source: RefSeq, a predicted model, not a curated record
UCUCGCGCGCGCUCCAGCCCCGUGGCCCGAGUCUGUGCUCUGCUCCGGAGUAAAGGAUCCCGCUUUGUUGAGAAGGUGUCCCAAAACACGCGGGCGAAUCCGAACGCGAACACGCAAACCGGCCCGUGGAACGCGGCUUCAUCAAAAUAUGUGCACUGUCUCUUUAAGAUCCCUUCACUGGUCCGCUUCGUAUUGAUCAAUCCACCAUUUUCCAGCGCACAGCACUGAGCGGCGGCGGCGGAGAGAGAAAGCCCUACCUGGAGACGCCAGGCAGGACCGGGGGCAGAGUCAUGGCAGCCAACAUGUACCGGGUCGGAGAUUAUGUUUAUUUCGAAAACUCCUCCAGUAACCCACUGCUGAUCAGGCGAAUAGAGGAACUCAACAAGACGGCGAAUGGGAACGUGGAGGCCAAAGUGGUGUGUUUCUACCGGCGCAGAGACAUUUCCGCAACACUCAUCGCCCUCGCUGACAAACAUGCACGAGAGAUGGAAGAGGAGAUGGAGAACCCCGAGAUGGUGGAUCUUCCAGAGAAGCAGAAGCAUCAGCUGAGGCACAGAGAGCUCUUCCUCUCCAGACAGUUGGAAUCUCUGCCUGCGACACACAUCAGGGGGAAAUGCUGUGUUACUCUUCUGAAUGAGACGGAAGCCCUCAAGUCCUAUUUAGACAGAGAGGAUGCCUUUUUCUACUCGCUGGUGUACGACCCACAGCAGAAGACUUUGCUGGCUGAUAAGGGAGAGAUCAGAGUGGGGAACAAGUACCAGGCUGACAUCACUGACCUCCUCAAAGAGGGAGAGGAGGAUGAUCGGGAGCUGGAGAAACUGGAGGAGAAGGUGUGGGAUCCAAGCAACCCCCUUACCGAGAAACAGAUCGACCAGUUCCUCGUCGUGGCUCGGUCUGUGGGCACGUUUGCGCGGGCUCUAGACUGCAGCAGUUCAGUUCGGCAGCCCAGUCUGCACAUGAGCGCUGCAGCAGCCUCCAGAGACAUCACACUGUUUCACGCCAUGGACACGUUGCAUAAGAACGGCUACGAUAUGACGCGGGCCAUCGCAGCGCUGGUACCUCAGGGCGGACCUGUGCUCUGCCGGGACGAAAUGGAGGAAUGGAGUGCAUCCGAAGCUAACCUAUUUGAAGAAGCGCUGGAGAAAUACGGCAAAGACUUCACUGAUAUCCAGCAGGACUUUCUUCCGUGGAAGUCUCUGACCAGCAUCAUUGAGUAUUACUACAUGUGGAAGACCACAGACAGAUACGUUCAGCAGAAACGAUUAAAAGCAGCUGAAGCGGAGAGCAAGUUAAAGCAGGUUUACAUCCCAAAUUAUAACAAGCCCAAUCCUAACCAGCUGAGUGUGAACAGUGUUAAGCCUGGGCUGGUGAAUGGAGCGGGGGCUCUUCCAGGAGCUCCAGGACAGCCGGUCGGAUUGGGACGAGCUUGCGAGAGCUGCUACAGUGAGUCCACCAGCUCGUAUCAGUGGUACUCCUGGGGUCCUCCCAACAUGCAGUGCCGACUCUGUGCCUCCUGCUGGACCUACUGGAAAAAGUACGGAGGUCUGAAGAUGCCAACCAGACUGGAUGGAGAGCGGCCUGGACCCAACCGCAACAACAUGAGUCCUCACGGUUUGCCCGUGAGACACAGCGGAAGCCCCAAGUUUGCCGUUAAGACCAGACAGGCUUUCUACCUGCACACAUCUCAGAUGACGAAAGCGGCUCGACGAGUCUGCCAGGACCUGCUGAGAUCCAAAUACUUGGCCAGACACCCGUACACACCUGUCAACACCAUCGCUAUUAAAGCUGAGUGUGCUGUGCGGUUGCCAGAUAUGUCUAAAAAACCUGCAUCCCUAAAGCAGACAGUAAGAAAGCCUUUAGAGUCUGUGGUUAGAUAUCUCGAGGCGCACCCCCUCCCACCCAAAGCAGACCCUCCACGAGGAAUCACCAUUUCCACAGGCAGCCUGACGCCCAUUAAAUCCACACCCAUCCUCAACAACGGCUCGCCAACCAUCCUGGGCAAACGCAACUACGAGCAGCACAACGGCUUGGAUGGGUCCAAACCCAAAGUCCUGGCUCCUCAGUGGGAGAUAAUGGCCAAGAGGAUGUCUGAAGCUGGCCGGACUCCCUCUGUUUUGCAGGACGAGGUUCACGAGCUAGACUGACCUCUGCUUUGACAUUUGACUGCUAAACUCCAACCAGAUGUGCAGGUGACUCGAGAUUUUAUUUUAUUUUUGUUUUUUUCAGCUCUCAGUGACGGAAGGACCUAAGAAAGCAUCUGCGGUCAGAAUGCCCUGUCUGAGAGGCCCAUUUUUUUUUUUUUUUUUUUUUUUUUUACAGCUGAAGCCAUUGUAAAGACUGCAACGCCCUGACGUCUCCAUGGGUUUCCAACAGCCUGUGGGCAAUCACAGGACUGACCUGAUUGUACAGGACUGAUUAUUACUACUACUACUAUUAUUAUUAUUAUUAUUAUUGUUUACCAUUGGCUGUUACGUCUGUCAUUGUAAUUACUAUUAUAAUUAUUACAAUUAUUAUUACUGCUCUCUUUUUUUUUAUCAAGUAUAACCAUUUUCUUUUUAAUGACUUGAGAAAAUGUAUGAAUCUUGAACGUUUUUUGAAAUGGCUUACGCCCAUAGUGUAAAGGUGGGACGAGCUGUUGCUAUUAUUAUUAUGAUUUUUGUCUCUUGCGUUGUUUUGGAACAUGUCGGCUCUAACUCCGACGUGAAGGACUUUAUGACUUCAGUGUCUCGCCGUUUGGAUGCUUGUAUUCUCCGGUUCUGUUGGCCCCGUCCUGCCUCAGCGGUUUAAAUUAUUCAGAAAGACAACAGAACAUUCUUUUUCUACCUUUUUCACAAGUAUUGCGACUGCUUCUAUAUGUAAUUUCUCUUUUGUGAAUAUGUAAAUGAAAACCGGAGGGGAGGCGUUAUUGUACAGCGGUGCAUUUUGGGCCUUCGGCGGAUAUCAAAGCUUGUUGUAAUGGAUUUGCCAUGCACAGCGCAUUCUUUGAAAUGUCUUUUUUUGUAAGGAAACCUCCUGAGCGCUCUCUCUUGCAUAUAUGGAGGGGCGGUGGGAACUCUGAAAAGGUACUACUCCAUUAAUACAAUGAUGCACCUUCUCAAGAA